CGUAUUGCGCACUGGAAGCCAUGUUAAAGUUGGCAUACGGAGGACUCCGGCUGUGAUUUUUUUGUUUUUAAUUUUCUUUUUGUUUUCCCCCCUUCUCCUCCCAUUUUCUCCCGAUGUGGCAAGCCGAUCCCCCGUCCAUUCCUCGUCUCUGAAACCCCGAUCGCUUUGCAGAUCCCGAAAGCCGAGGGGCUCUAUAAACGCGAUGGAUUCCAGCUUCGACCUGUCCAGGAGGAAUCCGCAAGAGGAUUUCGAGUUGAUCCAGAGGAUCGGGAGCGGGACCUACGGCGAUGUCUACAAGGCCCGCAACGUGUCCACUGGGGAGCUGGCUGCCAUUAAGGUCAUCAAGCUGGAACCCGGGGAGGACUUCGCGGUGGUGCAGCAGGAGAUCAUCAUGAUGAAGGACUGCAAGCACUCCAACAUCGUGGCCUACUUCGGCAGCUAUCUCAGGAGAGAUAAAUUAUGGAUAUGCAUGGAAUACUGCGGUGGAGGAUCGCUACAGGAUAUAUAUCACGUGACAGGGCCCCUCUCCGAGUCCCAGAUCGCCUACGUAUCGCGGGAAACACUCCAGGGGCUGUAUUACCUUCACCAUAAAGGAAAGAUGCACAGGGAUAUUAAGGGAGCGAAUAUCCUGCUAACGGAUAACGGCUAUGUGAAGCUGGCCGACUUUGGCGUCUCCGCGCAAAUCACAGCCACACUGGCCAAAAGGAAGUCUUUCAUCGGGACUCCAUACUGGAUGGCCCCCGAAGUGGCCGCUGUGGAGCGCAAAGGGGGCUACAACCACCUGUGUGACAUCUGGGCAGUGGGCAUCACAGGCAUCGAGCUGGCAGAGCUGCAGCCGCCCAUGUUUGACCUGCAUCCCAUGAGGGCCCUGUUCUUGAUGACCAAAAGUAAUUUCCAGCCACCAAAAUUGAAAGAUAAAGUAAAGUGGACCAACAAUUUCCACCACUUCAUCAAGAUGGCGCUGACGAAGAACCCGAAGAAGCGGCCGACGGCUGAGAAGCUGCUGCAGCACCCUUUUGUCACUCAGCCCCUGAGUCGGACACUAGCCAUCGAGCUGCUGGACAAGGCCAGCAACCCUGACAGCAGCUUGUACCCUGACUUUGAUGACGACGACCCCGAGCCUGAGCCCCUGGAGCCUGUGCCGCCUCGGAUCCGCUCCACCAGCCGCAGCUCCCGGGAAGGCAAGACGCUCUCCGAGAUCAACUUUGGCAAAGUGAAGUUCGAUCCUCCUCUGCGGAAAGAGACCGAGCCUCAUCACGAGCCGGAUCUUCAGCUGGAAUUCCCACAUGGAUCACCGGAAAACUCGUUUUUGGGAGGGAAUAAGAGCCUUCUGAAGUCCGUGGAGGAGGAGCUACACCAGAGGGGACAUGUGGCUCAUUUAGAGGAUGAUGAUGAUGGUGAUGAUGAUGAAACUCAACACUCCUCUACGUCCACUAUGAGGCCCAAAGUGCCACCACCGCUGCCCCCUAAGCCGAAAUCCAUCAGUGGCUUCCAGGAGGGCUCAUCGCUGGACGAGAACAAUGGACAGGGGACCAUUAAGCGCUGUCCAGCAACUGAGAGCCCAGCACGGCCCACCUCUGUGCCCCCCCGGCCCCCACCCCCGCGACUCCCCCCACAGAAGCGCAGCAGCCUAGGAAACGAGGUGAGCCCAGCUCAAGUGAAUGGGGAGAAGGAGAGCGCCACAGGAGAGAAACAGUCGACAAUGCCCCCUACUGUCCCCAUCCGGAAGGACAAGAAGGACAUUCCGAAACCAAUAAGCAAUGGUCUCCCUCCUACUCCGAAAGUCCAUAUGGGCGCAUGCUUCUCCAAGGUCUUCAACGGCUGUCCGCUAAAAAUCCAUUCUGCCACCUCGUGGAUCAACCCCGACACCAGAGACCAGUACUUGAUAUUUGGUGCGGAGGAGGGCAUUUACACGCUAAAUCUCAAUGAGCUGCAUGAGACGACCAUGGAGCAGCUCUUUCCUAGGAGGUGCACCUGGCUUUAUGUGAUGAAUAACUGUCUGGUCUCCAUAUCCGGAAAAGCCUCCCAGCUGCACUCUCACAACCUGAUGGGCCUCUUUGAAUACUCACGACACAUGCAGAAGCUCCCUGUCGCCAUUCCUGCUCACAAGCUUCCCGACAAAAUCAUUCCCAGGAAGUUUGCAGUGUCCAAUAAGAUUCCAGACACAAAGGGGUGCCAGAAGUGCUGUGUAGUGAGGAACCCCUACACGGGUUAUACCUACCUGUCUGGGGCUUUCCAGUCCAGCGUGAUGCUCCUGGAGUGGGUGGAACCCAUGCAGAAGUUCAUGUUCCUCAAAAACAUCGACUUCCCGCUGCCAUGUCCACUGGAGGUGUUCGAGAUGCUUGUUGUGCCCGAGCAGCAAUAUCCCCUCAUCUGCAUGGCCGUCAGCAAGGGCACCGAGCAGAACCAGGUGGUGCGCUUCGAGACCGUCAACCCCAGCUCCACCUCCUCCUGGUUCAUUGAGUCAGAUAUGCCGCAGACGUGCGUGAUCCACGUGACUCAGCUGGAGAGGGACACCAUCCUGGUGUGCCUUGAUCGGUGUAUUAAAAUUGUGAAUUUGCAAGGGAGGUUAAAAUCCAGCAAAAAGCUGUCCGCUGAGCUGACCUUUAACUUCCAAAUUGAGGCGAUAGUGUGCCUCCAGGACAGCGUGCUGGCUUUUUGGAAGCACGGAAUGCAGGGACGGAGCUUCAAGUCCAACGAAAUUACGCAAGAGAUUUCUGAUAAUACAAGGAUCUUUCGGCUCCUGGGGUCGGACAGGGUGGUGGUUUUGGAGAGCAGACCCACAGAUAACCCUACAGCACACAGCAACUUGUACAUCUUAGCAGGCCAUGAGAACAGUUACUAAGCAAGGUGCAUCAUGGGAUUGCAGACGAUCAAGAAAGGAAAUGUGCUCUGUGGGUCUGCCACUUCCUUUGAGACCAUUCAGAGCAUCGUGGGGUCAGAUGGGACUGAUUUAUACCGUCUUUAAUUUAUUGUGGCAUGUUACAAAGGCACAAAUUACAUUGUUCUUUUAAUUUAUAAUGUCUUUUAUAAAGUGUUGCCACCCAUGAUACCAUUUUAUGCUACCACACAAGUGCUUAUUAGACUUAUAUUUAAUUGUUGUAAAUAAAAAUGUAGUAUUUUUGAAGCGAGGGACUUCAACAGAUGUGAGGUUGUGCACUAAGGUCCAGUUAUGUAGGUAUCAGUGAAAAUGCAUUGUACAGGUGUUCACACUGCUAAAACUGGGUACUUUAAGGGCUUGUCCUGCUGGGACACUUUGGAGUAGCAUUGCAGAGCCAUUUGGAGACUCGGAAGUAGGGAAGUGUCCAUCUUGACAACACUAAUAUAUUUUAUAUUUCUUGGGUUGGUCUUCUGAAUCCAUAUGCUUUUAAACUUUUUUUUUAAUUGUAAACAAUUUACAGUCCUGUUUUUUAAUGCUGCGGUAUAAAACUGAACGUAAAUUUGCACAGAGAGUGUUCAGAAAUGGUGAUAUUGAUGUAUAUAUAUAUAUAUGUGUGUAACAUAUACAUGCACAUAUUGAUACGUAUGUGUACAUCUGAUAUGUAUAAUAUACAAAUAUACACUGCAAUAUCUGUAUACAAGCUAUACCUACACAGAAGCUGUGGUCCUGGCCUCCUCUUUCACUCUAGUUUACAAAAACAGCAGCCUUGUUGUUACUUAGAUACCUGAAAGACUGAUAUAAAAACAAUACUAUUCAGGCUUAGGCGAAAUCGUAGAGACUUUGUUCAGUUGUACUCUUAAGUCUUAAUCAUCGUUGCACUUUUCCCAAAGCAUUGUCCUUCAUGUUGGUGUUCUUAAACUGUCUGAAUCAAGAGUAACAUUCCAUCUUCCAAUUUAGCUCUGAGCUGAAGCCGUUCUGAUCAGCUUCAGCUUCAUCGUCGUUGUCGUUGUCGUCAUUUCUCACGUUCGAUGGUUUGCCAAAACGUACAUUUCACAUUUCAGCGAUGAAGUGCUGGGUGAGUCUACCUCACGCAGAGCUGUCAGAGACUGACAAGGCACCCCAGGGUCUUUCUGGUGGUGAAAGAAACUUAAGUGCUACCAAGCAGAAUACUGUAUAUGGAAGGUAUAUUGUGGGACUUCUCCUCUCAUCAGUUCAUUCUGUUGGUUGCAAAAAAAAAAAGCUUGUUUUCCUGUUCUGCCGCAGUAACAUUUUCCUAUUUCAAAGCAUUAUGUAUAUAAUGUAAAAUAAAAUUGUUCAGUUUUAA
Molecule: messenger RNA, 4205 nt
Organism: Paramormyrops kingsleyae
Lineage: Eukaryota; Metazoa; Chordata; Actinopteri; Osteoglossiformes; Mormyridae
Gene: map4k3a
Product: mitogen-activated protein kinase kinase kinase kinase 3a
Biological process (GO): protein phosphorylation; intracellular signal transduction
Cellular component (GO): cytoplasm
Molecular function (GO): ATP binding; MAP kinase kinase kinase kinase activity
Source: RefSeq, a predicted model, not a curated record